This is a messenger RNA of Felis catus (domestic cat), 906 nucleotides long. RefSeq names its product zinc finger protein 428 (gene ZNF428). Lineage: Eukaryota; Metazoa; Chordata; Mammalia; Carnivora; Felidae. The transcript is spliced from 3 exons. The record is from RefSeq and is a predicted model, not a curated record. The coding region runs from base 92 to 739 and encodes 215 amino acids.
GGGGUGAAGGCCAGAGGGGUUGCCUCCAUGUUUGGCCGCCAUUCGGCGAGUAUCUUCUGAGGCUGACUGGGGAUGCAGCAUUGCUGGGGACAUGGAGAUGGGUCAGACCCAGGUCCUGCCUUCCCGGAGUCUCCAGACACUGAGUGUCUGCUGUGUGCCAGGCCGUGUUUCAUGUGACAGGGAUUCUUCCAUGGGAAAGAGCAGGGUUGUGUCCUGGCUGUCCCCUCCCUACUGUGGCCCUGAGCAUUCCUCUGACUCUGAAUACACUCUCUCAGAGCCAGACUCCGAAGAGGAAGAAGAUGAGGAGGAGGAGGAGGAGGAGGCCACUGACGAUCCUGAAUAUGACCCUGGCUACAAGGUGAAGCAACGCCUGGGGGGGGGCCGGGGGGGCCCGUCCCGCCGGGCCCCCCGUGCAGCCCAGCCCCCGGGCCCCCCAGCCCAGCCCUGCCAGCUCUGUGGCCGCUCACCCCUUGGGGAGGCCCCACCAGGCACCCCACCUUGCCGGCUCUGCUGCCCUGCUACAGCCCCCCAGGAAGCUCCAGCCCCUGAAGGCAGGGCCCUCGGGGAGGAAGAGGAGGAGCCGCCUCGGGCUGGGGAGGGUCGACCAGCUGGGAGGGAGGAGGAGGAGGAAGAUGAGGAGGAGGAGGGCACCUAUCACUGUACGGAGUGUGAGGAUUCCUUCGACAACCUCGGGGAGCUGCACGGGCACUUCAUGCUGCAUGCCCGGGGCGAGGUGUAGGCAGAGCCCCCCACCCAGGGAGCUUGGCUAAAGGGGUGGGGUGGGAGGAGGGGGCUGAGGAAAUUGGGGUGGUCGCAAUGGUCAUGUGGGACGGGGUACCGCCGAUCUGUGUCGUCUUAGCAGUAGAUGUGUAAGGCCAGAAUAAAAGCCAAAUUCUGUGUGUGUCA